GAAGGACAAGGAGAACUGCUUAAAUAAAUAAAAGAAACUGAACAAAUAACCUUUUGCUAUGAAUGCUGUCUAGUCAGACAAGAAGUCCGUGCAUGCAACUCACUUCCUAGCAGUCACUUCUCAUGAGUUGAUGUACUCCUUGAUAUUUAAUUGGACCAUGGACCGAAUUUAUACAUUCUUCUACCUCAUUUCUUUAUUUCUGUCUGUGAACGGUGGUUGUGUAACUCAGAUUUACCAGGAUACAUAUUUCCAGGGUCCUGAUUUGGUGACAUAUUAUUCUCCCGAUGCAGCAUUUUGUCAGAUGGUUUGCACCUUCCAUCCUCGGUGUCUCUAUUAUACUUAUCUUCCAAAAACCUGGCAAAAUGCAAAAGAAAGGUUUUCCUGCUUUUUAAAAGAAGGUGAUGGAACACUACCAAAGAACGUAACAUUCAACGGAGCUGUUUCUGGACAUUCCUUAAAACAAUGCCAGUCUCAAAUAUCUGUAUGUAUAGAAAAUCUUUAUGAAGGGAUGGAUAUGAUUGGGACAAAUUAUAAUAUCACAAAGGCUGACAACUUCAAGGAAUGUGAGAAAAUGUGCACCAACGAUCACCACUGUCAGUUCUUCUCAUAUGCAACUAAUAAAUUUCACAGUGCAUCGUAUCGGUCAAUGUGCUUACUAAAAUAUACUCAUUCUGGGACACCAAAGCAAGUAAAGAUUUUGGAUAAUGUUAUUAGUGGAUUCUCUUUAAAAAGCUGUCAGCGUUCUGAAAAAGGUUGCAAUUCAGAUUUGUUUCAGGAAAUUGAUUUUUCUGGAGAUGAUGUUACAAGUGUGCUCACACCAGAUGCUGAAGUAUGCCGACUUGCCUGCACAUAUCAUCCAACUUGUUUGUUUUUUACAUUCUUCAAAAUAGAAUCACCUGUUGAAUCCCAAAGGAAUCGCUGCUACCUGAAAACAUCUAAAAGUGGACAGCCAGCUGCUCCAACAAGUCAUGGACAUGCUAUUUCUGGAUUCUCUAUGCUGACCUGUAAAACUCGUAUUCCAGAUUGCUAUUCCAAAUUUGCUCACAAUCUUACCUUCUCAGGAAAUGAUAUAGGAACCAUUGAUGUUACAAGUACCAAGGCAUGCCAAGAUGCUUGUACAAACACAGACCGCUGUCAGUUCUUCACCUAUACUGCACGUGCAGGAACAUGCAAAAAUCAAAUAUGCAAAUGCUAUUUGAAAAUGUCCUCAAAUGGAUUGCCUUCUGGAAUACAACAAAGCGUAGGGGAUAUCUCAGGCUUUUCACUAAGGAUGUGCAGAAGUAGAAUCAAACUGGGAUGUGGACAACCUGUUCGUGACCCCAGAAUUGUUGGAGGAGUUAAUGCUGAAAUUAAGGAAUGGCCAUGGCAAGUGAGUCUGCAGAUAAAGGCAAACACAAUAAAGCAUGUAUGUGGUGGAUCAAUCAUCAACAGCCUAUGGAUUAUUACAGCCGCACAUUGUUUUGAUGUGAUUAAGAAGCCUGAAACAUGGCGUGUUUAUGCUGGCUUUUCUCAGUUGUCCACAAUAACGAGCCAAACAUUUUACUUUAAAGUGAAACAGAUAAUUAAACAUCCUCUCUACCGAGGAACAGAACAUGGUAAUGAUGUGGCUUUACUAGAACUAACAACACCUAUCAAUUUUACAGAUUGUCAGAUGCCUAUAUGUUUGCCACAAAAGGAUGUAAAGAUGGAGUCCUAUGAAAGUUGUUAUUCGACUGGUUGGGGGUAUACACAAGAGCAAGGUUCUGUAUCGGAUAUUUUACAGAAAGCACUAAUACCACAAAUACCAAGGGAUGUAUGCCAAUCAAAGUAUAAGAACUACAAUAUAAGUAAUUUGCUACUAUGUGCUGGUUUUAAGGAAGGGGGUAUAGAUGCCUGUAAGGGUGACUCAGGAGGACCUUAUGUCUGUAAGAGGCUUGAGGCCUGGUAUCUGAUGGGAAUUACAAGCUGGGGAGAAGGGUGUGCUCAAGCAGGACAUCCAGGAGUUUACACACGUGUCACAGAAUUCAGAGACUGGAUAGAGAAAUAUACUGGAAACUGUAAGACCUGACUCUGUUUUAAGUGACUUGUUUCAUAAUCUGUCAGAUAUAAUUAUUUAAUCAUAGCAGGCAUUAUUCAGUACUAUUGAGCUAAAUGAUGUAUCAUAUCCAGUGUAUUGUGGGGUUUGCAACCCACAACUUUUGGUAAUAU
Messenger RNA from Protopterus annectens (West African lungfish), 2187 nucleotides. Its product is annotated as plasma kallikrein-like. Gene Ontology annotation, molecular function: serine-type endopeptidase activity; protein binding. Gene Ontology annotation, biological process: proteolysis. Gene Ontology annotation, cellular component: extracellular region. The transcript is spliced from 15 exons. NCBI's taxonomy places the organism in Eukaryota, Metazoa, Chordata, Ceratodontiformes, Protopteridae. The coding region runs from base 131 to 2047 and encodes 638 amino acids. The record is from RefSeq and is a predicted model, not a curated record.